GAAUCCGUUUCUGGGCAAAUGCGGGGCCUUUCGCCGGCCGUCUGCGGGAAUGAGGAAGUGAGACAGACAACUGCAAAGAGCAGUUGGGAGCAUGGGAGCAGGAAAAGAUAGGAACGAUUACGCACACCUUUGGUUCGCUAAAUAGCCCGAAACUCUGUUACGAAAGCGAGAGAAAACAUCAACUCCCGCCCCAGAUCAACACAGCGCACAAGAAAAACAAGUCCCACAAACCUAGACGACGACGGCGGUUCAAAAAGGGGAGGGGGACGACGGAGACUAGCCCGAAAAUGUCCGUUGGAAACGCCACCCCAUCACAUCGUGUCUAAUGGCUUGACCAACACACUGUGCGAACAGUGCCAAGGAACCUCCCCCCCCCCAUACCUUCCCCUCCCGCGUGGACGGGACAGAGAUGGGAGAGAACGGUGUGCGCGCACACCAACGGCGCGCGUGCAGGGCGCAUGUCCGACGGUUGGGCGCACCCGACAGGGAAGCGCAGCGGACCGACCGAUCGGGUUCGGGGUCGGGCCACCGUCUACCCAACCUGCGAAUGCUAAAUAUAUUUCGUGAAUGUGAUCACUUCAGUGCUCUGUGAACAGUGGUUUGGAAAAGUACGCAGUUGAGUCCGAGUCGGUCCGCGAGCUACACAAGAUCACAAAAUGGCCAACGAUCUGAAGGAUGUUGAAAUUGAGAAGGCGCAGUUCGUCUUCUCCGUCUACGAUUGGGAAGGUUCCGGCCAGAUGGAUGCCAUGGAUCUUGGCAACGCUCUUCGCGCCCUGAACCUGAACCCAACCAUCGAGCUGAUCGGCAAGAUGGGCGGCACCCAGAAGCGCGGUGAGAAGAAGAUCAAGUUCGAGGAAUUCCUGCCAAUCUUCUCGCAGGUCAAGAAGGAGAAGGAACAGGGCUGCUACGAGGACUUCCUGGAGUGUCUGAAGCUGUACGACAAGAAUGAGGAUGGCACCAUGCUGCUCGCAGAACUGACCCACAGCUUAACGGCUCUCGGUGAGCGACUGGAUGAUGUGGAGCUGGACAACGUCAUGAAGGACUGCAUGGACCCGGAGGAUGAUGACGGCAACAUCCCAUACGCACCAUUUCUUCAGAGAUUGUGUGACCACAAGCCUUAAGCGAGCUAUUUAUAUAAUACAAAAUAUCAAAAGAGAGAACAACACCAUCCUCACUAUCGGAAACAAGACAGACAGCAACGAUGGAAACAACCUGGCGAACUUGACAACACCAGCAACACAUCUGCGAACAACACCAGCAAAACACUGAGUUUUUCCAGUUGAAGUCAGCAGCAACAGCAGCAGCAAAGUGAACACACAUACAAAUGCAAAAACAAACAAACAAAAAAAAAAAGAAAAACAAACCAAGAAUAAGAAGCAAACACAAACGCUGAACAACAAACAAAGUGCAGCAGCAAUAUUUGUGCAAAACAGCAAAGCAAAACGAUUUCACCGUGUUUACCAACAAGAUCGGGAACAUGCGGAAACGGUUAUUACUAUUUUUCUGUUAAGAUUUAAAUAAAUUUCUACAUAAAGAGGUCA
This is a messenger RNA of Anopheles gambiae (African malaria mosquito), 1541 nucleotides long. RefSeq names its product myosin light chain alkali (gene Mlc1). The transcript is spliced from 5 exons. Bases 657 to 1121 code for a protein of 154 amino acids. Gene Ontology annotation, cellular component: muscle myosin complex. The record is from RefSeq and is a predicted model, not a curated record. Gene Ontology annotation, molecular function: calcium ion binding. NCBI's taxonomy places the organism in Eukaryota, Metazoa, Arthropoda, Insecta, Diptera, Culicidae.